This is a messenger RNA of Populus euphratica (Euphrates poplar), 1979 nucleotides long. Its product is annotated as probable WRKY transcription factor 9. Bases 146 to 1684 code for a protein of 512 amino acids. NCBI's taxonomy places the organism in Eukaryota, Viridiplantae, Streptophyta, Magnoliopsida, Malpighiales, Salicaceae. Gene Ontology annotation, biological process: regulation of DNA-templated transcription. The record is from RefSeq and is a predicted model, not a curated record. The transcript is spliced from 5 exons. Gene Ontology annotation, molecular function: DNA-binding transcription factor activity; sequence-specific DNA binding.
GCUUAGAUGCGUCCUAGUGUGUCCAACGCUACGAAUACUACAUCUAUGAGACGAGGGAAUUGACUUUGGUGCCUCAAAAGCAGCGCAUACAGACAAGAGAGAGAGAUUGCAUCUUGUUCUCGACUAGAAGAGAAGAGAAGAGAAGAUGGAUACUGAUCUAUCCCUGAAAAUAGAUGCUGAAAGUGAAGGAGAGGAGGAUGGAGAUGAAGAAAGGCGCCAUGGUGAAAAAGGGGGAGGAAAUCAUCAAGAAGAGGAGGUAGAUAGACAAAACAUACAAGAUAUCAGUGAAGCAGCAGGAGCAGCAACAACAACAGGAGGAGGAGGAGGAGGAGCAGAAGAUGAUUCAUCCCUUCUGGAAAACAUGAAAACUGAAGAGUUAUCUGGUUUACAAAUGGAGAUAAGUCGCAUGAAGGAAGAGAACAAAGUCUUGAGAAGAACAGUAGAGCAAACCAUGAAAGAUUACCAUGAUCUUCGAAUCAGAUUUGCUUCUUUUCAGCAAAAUAUGGACCAGAAGAAGGAUCCGCAAAUCUCUCUCGGACUUGAUGUUAAGGAUAACAAAGCUGUUCAAGAAGUGCCGAAGGCUAUACCCAGACAGUCAGAUUCUAGUUAUAUCCAAAGACACCAGGCAGUAGCAUCUACGAAAGGUGACUCUGUUGGAGAAGGUGAAUUAGGGCUGUCCUUGAGGCUACAAAUUACAAGUACAAGUCAACAAGAAAGAGAGGAGGAUAUGGAAGAGAAUAAUAAGGAAGAUCAAACUGCAAACCAUGCACCAACAAUAUCACAGAAUAAUAAUAAUAAUAGUAAUCAAAGAACUGAUUUGGGAGGAGCUGGAAUCACUGCUCAUGGUGCUUCUUUAGCCAACAGAAAGGCUAGGGUUUCAGUCAGAGCCAGAUGCCAGGCAGCAACUAUGAAUGAUGGGUGCCAGUGGAGAAAAUAUGGGCAGAAGAUUGCCAAAGGAAAUCCUUGCCCUCGAGCUUACUACCGUUGCACGGUUUCUCCAGGAUGCCCAGUUAGGAAACAGGUGCAAAGAUGUCUAGAGGAUAUGUCAAUUCUGAUAACAACAUAUGAAGGGACUCAUAAUCAUCCACUCCCUGUGGGAGCAACAGCCAUGGCUUCAACAGCCUCUGCAGCAGCUUCCUUUAUGUUACUGAAUUCCAGUAACCCUCUCUCUGAUGGCAUGAUCAGUACUGGUCAAGCUAAUUCCCUUCCAUACCAUGCCUGGAACCCUCAAUAUUCAUCGAACUUCAGAAGCAUAAACCCCAAUGAUCCUUCCAAAGGGAUUGUUCUUGAUCUUACACACGAUCGAGAUCGAUCACUACUACAGCAUCCAAUGAUGGCUAGCUCUUCACAAUAUUCUUCUUCUUCGGCUAGUCAUAAUCAGUACCCCAGCUCGUUCAGUAAUUGGAUGCAAAGCCGAUCAAGCAGUUACCAAAAUAGCGCUGCUAAUGUUCAUGGCAGUAAUUUUGCUGGCCAUAGAGUGCAAGAAGAGAAGUUACUGAUGGCUGAGAAUGUAACAGCAAUAGCUUCUGAUCCAAAAUUUAGGGUUGCUGUUGCGGCUGCUAUCACAUCUCUCAUUAAUAAAGAGAACAGCAGCAGUCAUCCUAUAGAACCAUCUUUGAUCAGUAGGGAUGGUGAGAGAGGUAGCCCUACAUGCAAGCAGCAGCAGCAACUUUCUGGUCCUUGAAUUCUCUCCCCAUGCACAAGUGGUAAGCUGAUUCAGCGCUUGACUAAGCUAUAACGGAGGAAUAUAUAAAUAUACAUAUGGCUUGUCUAAUUUUAUUACCAUUGAAGGCUACAAUCUUUGCUUAACUUUCUUUUCUGCACAAUAAACUCUUGCUGCCCAAUUUUCUUUUACUUUGAUUUUCCUUGUCCACUUAGCUUGUUAGUUUUUUUUUUUUUUUUAAUUUGUAAGUAAGAACUUUAUAUAAUGUACUAAUUCAAUCCAAGGAAUUGAAAAGGGACAGUAUCAAUCUCUCCCC